AUGUCUGGUUCCGAGAAUUGGAACUCCUAUGAAUGGACCCUGCCACAGAUGACACAGGACACCGCUACAAUUCCUAUCCCUAACGCCGAGGUCGGUCAGAAUUUUCUCUUGAACAGCGAGUCUAACUGGGCCUCCAACGGUGGUCAUUCUCAUGGAACUGGAGUGGAUGAAACCAUGCAACCUCAGAAUGCUCUCGUGAAUUUUUCCCCAAGCCAUGGCUUGGCUUUCGGGUCAAGCCCAGUCAGCUUGACCGUCUCUGGCGCAGGUGUCAAUAUAGGAGCGGGUUCUCCUUAUUUUGCCCAUGACUCCUCCAGCAACGACGACAUGUUUGAAACCUCGCAUGCUGCCUUCUCGGCGUAUGCCAAGGGAAUGUCCGCUCCUGACAUGGUCUCCCUGUCUCCAAGCAGCCUCGUUGGUGACAAGACCGAUGACACUGAAGAUGAACCUGCUACUCCGUCCGACAAUCAUGCCCCCACACUCACAUCGGUCAUGGAUCCCAACGACUCUAAUCGUUUGGUCCCAAACUUGGUCAAGCUGAUGAAGGUUGCAGAGAAUGACCCUUCUGAUCGUCCCACACUCUUCAAGUCUCAUGAACACGCUCGUUCCUCUUACCAGACCUCUGGGCCGCUUCCCGAUGAUCCUACUAUUCCUCAGACUCCGAGUCAGAAGCGGGCAAUUGUGAAAGAGAUGUGCAAAGCUAUGCUCAGUCUGGAACACGCGACCGACAAUGAGGGGAUGAUCAAGCCGUUCAGGAAUAAAAAGUAUUCCGAAGAGAGAAUCGAAAUUUGCUGCUGGCAGACGCUGGACACUGUGAUCAUGCGUCAGAAGAGCGGACCCCUCCUGGCAGCCUACGAACUCACGACCAAGAACGAGAAUGAGACGCUCAACUUUGCUCAACGGAUGACUCGCAUCAUCGAGUGUUUUUAUAGACACAAGACCGUAUGCAAGCACAUUUUGGAUCCUCUGUAUGUGUACAAUCUGGUCGACAACCCCACGGCGGCCGAGAAGCGCGUCGAGAGCAACAAACUGCUGAAUCGGCGCAAGGGCCACAUUAUGACGGCUGGAAAAGAGGCUCUUCGUAUUGGACAACGUCGCCAGCCUGCCACUACUCCCACCGCCUCCUCCCAAAAGGCUCGCAGAACAAUCGCCCAGAAGGCUUCCAGAACUGCUGCCGCUGCUCGCAAAACGGUCACCCGCAAGGCGCCUAGGGCUAAAGUCGAAAACAAAGAAAAGAAACUUGCAGCCAUCCCUGCUUAUUCUGACACUUCUGAGAGCUCCAAUGUGCAUGAGAGGAUAUUUACUCCAUCGAGCACUCCUGAACCCACCGCAAGUGAGGCUGACGCGAGCCCUCAGAGUCUGGUUGCCUCAAUGCCGUGCAGCUCAUCCAUGCCCGUUCCUCAAGCAAUGGCUUACUACCCCCAGCAUGUGGUGAAUGGGGAGCCUACCUACCAGCUCAACAACAAUCUGCCCUAUCCGGCUCGCAACAAGGGGUACCAGUCGGCGUUCUGGUCCAAUGUGCAUUCCCAUCGCAUGGCCGCGCCCGCAUCCUAUUCCUUGCCGGCUCUGGAUUUCACGCCUAACCAUGCUGCAUCAUACUAUCCGACCGGUUCCAUGGCUGAUUUGCAUGUCAACUCCAGCCCCAUUUCUGGAGGCACAGUUUGCCACAAUGCAAUGGCAACUCCAGUCCGUUCUGCGAAAGCCAGCCGCAAUAGGCCCAGUAUCACAAUCACCGACAACUUAGGACAGCCUUCCUCCGUCGAGAAGAAAAGGCGCUAA
This is a messenger RNA of Aspergillus melleus, 1776 nucleotides long. RefSeq lists its product as uncharacterized. The transcript is spliced from 4 exons. NCBI's taxonomy places the organism in Eukaryota, Fungi, Ascomycota, Eurotiomycetes, Eurotiales, Aspergillaceae. The record is from RefSeq and is a predicted model, not a curated record. The coding region runs from base 1 to 1776 and encodes 591 amino acids.